AUGGGCAGUAUAUCCGAACCGCAGAGGGCGUGGUGGAAAGAGGGCUCCGUAUACCAAGUGUACCCAGCGUCGUUCCAAGAUUCUACCGGCUCGGGAGUCGGUGACCUGAAGGGCAUCAUAUCACGGGUUGAUUAUUUGAAGGAACUGGGAGUGGACAUUGUCUGGCUGUCGCCGAUUUUCAAGAGUCCCCAGCAUGACAUGGGCUAUGAUAUCAGCGACUAUAGAGUAAUCGACCCUCCCUACGGCGACAUCACCGACGUAGAUGUCCUCCGCGACGCCCUCCACGAGCGAGGCAUGAAACUCGUCCUCGACCUCGUCAUGAACCACACCAGCGACGAACACGAGUGGUUCAAGGAGUCGAGAAAGUCCAAGGAUAACCCGUACAGAAACUGGUACAUCUGGAAGCCACCCAGCGCCUGGGAAUACGACGAAACAACAGAUGAAUACUACCUCCGACUCUUCUGCAAACAACAGCCAGAUCUUAACUGGGAAAACCCAGCUGUCCGCCGAGCCGCCCACGACGUGAUGCGCUUCUGGCUCGAUCGCGGCGCAGACGGCUUCCGCAUCGACGUCAUCAACUUCAUCAGCAAAGACCAGUCGUUCCCUGAUUCGAAUAAAACGGUCCUCGGCGGGACGGAGCACUACGCCUGCGGGCCACGGCUCCACGAGUACCUAAAGGAACUGGGUGCCAUUCUCAAAGAAUACGACGCCUUCAGUGUCGGUGAAAUGCCAUGUGUGCACGACGAGAAGGAGCUGGUUAGAGCCGUGGCUGCUGAUCGAGGGGAACUGAGCAUGAUUUUCCACUUUGAACUAAUGGACAUCGACCACGGUGUAAACGGCAAGUUCUCUCCGGCAACAUGGACCCUCUCAACACUCAAAUCCAAGGUCAACAAAUGGCAGCGCUUCAUGUACGACAACAAUGGUUGGAACGCCCUCUACCUGGAGAACCACGACCAACCCCGCGCCGUGAGCCGCUUCGUCCACGACGCGCCAGAACAUAGAGUAGCCAGCGCCAAGCUGAUUGCUAUAUUCCUAGCGUUUCAGGCUGGCACGCCGUUCAUCUAUCAGGGGCAGGAAAUUGGCAUGACGAAUGUCCCCAAGGAGUGGGGGAUGGAUGAGUACAAGGAUAUAGAUUGCUUGAAUCACUGGAAGUUAUUCAAAGACACGGUGGACGACAGCACCAAGACACUGCUCAGGGAGGAGUAUCAAAAGAAGUCGAGGGACAAUGCCCGCACGCCAAUGCAGUGGGAUGACUCUGCGCAGGCCGGUUUUACGACCUCGUCUUCUCCAUGGAUGCGCGUGAAUGAUAAUUACAAGGACAUCAACGCCGCGUCUCAGGUGAAGGACCCUCAGUCGGUGUAUCAUACUUAUCGACGGGUGCUGGAGAAGCGCAAGGAGCACGUGGAUAUUUUUGUCUAUGGAGACUUUGAGCUUGUUGACGAGCAAAACGACAAGAUAUUUGCGUACAAGAGGGUUGCUGGCAAUGGGGACGCUGCACUUGUUGUGUGCAACUUCUCCACGGACAAAGUAGUGUGGUCGAGUGGUUUUGAAGCUCGCGAGGUGCUAGUGAGCCCAACUGGAAAACAGAUUGGUGACGUGCGUGCUGGAGAGAUUCAGAUGGGUCCUUGUGAGGCCAUUGCUUUACUUCUUUGA
This is a messenger RNA of Metarhizium acridum CQMa 102, 1653 nucleotides long. NCBI's taxonomy places the organism in Eukaryota, Fungi, Ascomycota, Sordariomycetes, Hypocreales, Clavicipitaceae. The record is from RefSeq and is a predicted model, not a curated record.